AAGUUUAAGAUGUAGAUCUACCAACUUCCUGUUUGAAAGAAAAAAAUUGACCUAGGCCUAGACAUCAUAUUAUGAUAAUCAUAGAAUCUAUCUACUAAUCUAGACUAGAUUCUACACUACCAGACAAGAUCUAGAUUCUAGAUCUACAUUUUGGCUACAAUUGAUAAGAUCUAGAUUAUACUAGAUAGACUAACUAUACUAGUCUAUACACCUAUAAAAACUAGUUCUAAAUCUUGAAUGACUUCAGACUUCGUCUGACUGACUUGUCUUGUCUUGAAUAAUUUAAUAGAUAGCCCCACUUAGAUGUACUUCUACUGAAACUGAGUCGGACUUCAUUGAACUUUAAGAUCUUGACUUAGAGGGUAGAGACUAGACUCUGUAAAAGUGAGAAUUUAAAAAAAUGGAAAAAGUUAAAAUAACAAGAUUUAUGCCAAGCUUAAAGCAAAUGAAAGAUAUGGUGAUCCAUGAAGUUACCUACUUUGAGAGACAUAACAAUUCUAGAUUCACAGUUACAUCAAGAAAUAUUCCAAGAUGGGGAACAUGGAUCAACUAUUUUCGAUCUGUUCCAUAUCUAUAUAAAUGGUCCAGAGAAGAGGAAGCGCUGCUACCAAAACAUUAUAAAGAUAGAUGCAUUGAAUUUAUGAGAAAGGAACAAUCACCUGUUCAUUGGCGUCCUAUCCAGAUGAAAUAUAGAUUUGAUGAGGAUUCAGGAGAAAGAAUCCCGGUGGUAAAUGCACCAAUACCAGUUAUUUUUCCCAAAGAAUGCAAUCUUGGAUUGUGGGGUGGUGAAGGAAUUAUUUUUGGUUAUUACAAGAAAAAUGUGCCCAAGAAAAAGCAUAAACUACCUACGUUACCUAGAAUAUGGCAUCCAAUGUUGAAUAAAAGUGUUUUAUAUAGUGAAAUCUUAGAUCGUUGGAUGGCUAUUGAUGUGACUCCAAGAGCUUUGUUUCUUAUUGAUGAAGCUUUUGGACUUGAUUUUUACAUACUUAAAACACAUGAAGUUGACCUAUGUUCCAAACUAGGAAUGACCCUCAAGAGAGAAAUGCUAUUAACUCUUGCUAACAAGUCUUUCUAUCCCAAUGAUCCAGUGAAAAAAGAGAAAAUAUACAACAAAUAUAAAGAGUUCAUAAUACCUGCAGAAGAGGCUGAAUGGAUUGGCUUAUCAGUGGAUGAAGCUGUUGAAAAAGCUAAAAAACUGAAUGAAGCAAUGAAUCCUACUAAACCGUUGAAAGAACAGUAUUUGUAUGACCUGUGUCAAAAGUUUCAGGUGGAAAUUAAACAUUAACAAAACAAAAUAAAUGAUCAAUGGAAUUUUAUUUUUAUUUCAAUUUUGUUUUUGUUGCAAUUAUUUUGCUGGUCAACAAUAAAUAAAUGAAGAAGUGAGAGAA
Biomphalaria glabrata is the source of this 1388-nucleotide messenger RNA. RefSeq names its product 39S ribosomal protein L28, mitochondrial-like. Gene Ontology annotation, cellular component: mitochondrial large ribosomal subunit. The transcript has 6 exons. Gene Ontology annotation, molecular function: structural constituent of ribosome. Lineage: Eukaryota; Metazoa; Mollusca; Gastropoda; Planorbidae. The coding region runs from base 401 to 1285 and encodes 294 amino acids. The record is from RefSeq and is a predicted model, not a curated record.